GUUUUCAGCGACGAAGUAAAGCCAACUUUUCUCGAGCCAGAGCCGAUCCUAACUUCCGGGUCGACCCUAGAUGAACCCUUGCCUGUUGACGAACAUAUCGACAGUCAGACAGGUGUUUCCCCUACCAAAAAGGAUUGUGUAGUCACUGUAAGUUCUUCAGCACUAGCUGUGCACCUUUUCCUGUGUAACAAUGACAGCACGCGACCCUGAGAGAGACGCAGCAAGCCCUGACACAAACGUCAGUGUAAAGCUGGAAAAACAACUCGACUACUUCAGCACAGCAGGAAACAGAGAAGACGGAAAGGAAAGAAUCAAUUCUUCCCAGAACACCGAGUCUGAACCCAAAACGGUAGGGGAUGGCGAAGAAGACAAGACAACUCCAGAAAUAAGAACUAACAAAGAUGAGAGCGAAGAAGCGAGUGGUUGUUGCCCCAGCGGUAGUGCGAGUUUCAAGGCGCUAAAGAAGUGUCACCACGAUGGCUGUGGCGAGACGACGGAGAGAAGCAAAGUGAAGACGUGGCUCUGCAAGAAGCACAGAAACAAACUCUACAAGGACACCUACAAGAAAAAGAAAAACGAGCUACCCGGAGGAAUGGUGGGUGAGAUGCUCCUGAAUAACUUGACGGAAAGUUCCGGAGAUGUCGACGCCCCAGUCAGGCAGUGCAACAUGCUGGAGCAGGUCCUCAACGAGAAAAAAUUAACCCUUCUACAGUCUCCAGAAGUUCAGGAAUUUUUUAGACAACAGCAGCAGGAGCUUCGCUCAUCUCAACAUAUGGACACAUCUUGAUACAAGAUUCAUAGGAAAACUUCACAAAAUCAAAUGUUAACAAAAUGGCCAUUUGAAUGAAUAUAUUAAGACACAGCAUCAGUGAAAAACACACAAGACUUAGGUAACAAAGGUACAUGAAUACUGUCACAAGUAACUUGAUGUGAUAUAUAUAGAAUACAACAAGGUGUACAUGAAUUCCAUAUCAACUGAGGUACUUUAGUACCAGCUUUACUGCAUGUGGGAUAACCCGUAGGCUGAUCCAACCUGCAGGAGGGCUGGUAUCCCAGGUUUUGCAGAAUACACUGUAUUGUAUCUUAUUUGUGCCGUACGCACCCAAAAAACCCAUCCUCCUAUACGCCGGAUCCCCAACAGCUGACUGCCCAUAUAAGGGUAAGCUCGUUAAUAUUUAUAAGCAGGGCAGUCAG
Molecule: messenger RNA, 1194 nt
Organism: Branchiostoma floridae (Florida lancelet)
Lineage: Eukaryota; Metazoa; Chordata; Leptocardii; Amphioxiformes; Branchiostomatidae
Product: regulatory factor X-associated protein-like
Exons: 3
Coding region: 191-787 (198 amino acids)
Biological process (GO): regulation of transcription by RNA polymerase II
Cellular component (GO): nucleus
Source: RefSeq, a predicted model, not a curated record